Molecule: messenger RNA, 837 nt
Organism: Blepharisma stoltei
Lineage: Eukaryota; Ciliophora; Heterotrichea; Heterotrichida; Blepharismidae
Source: the annotation of a GenBank genome assembly
AUGUCAGACUCUGCCUUAUCUAAAGACAAAAAUUAUCAGACAGCACGUGAUAUUUUCAAAGAAGAAUACCACGACUUAAUCGAUAUAUGAUUAUGCAACGCAACCAAAAACGAACUUAAAGGUCUAAAGAUUAUUCGAGCAAUAACUAAACAUCAUGGCCAAAAAAAAUUCAGAAGCUCCAAAAGGCCCUCUGCAAACGAAAUCCCACAAGCUACUGAAGCAAUGAGAAACGCUAUGAGAAGUUCAUAUUCAAUGGAAUUUGGAAAUUUAACUUCGAAAGUUAGCAGUUUUAAUGAUAUCUUUAAAUAUAGCAAAUUGUCAACUCUUCCUUACGCAACAGUUUUAAAGUCAACACCACUGUGAUUUAUUGAGCACUGGCUAUCUCUAAAUGAUAAAGAAGAUUUCAAGAUUUUAAUGUUGGAUGCUCUCAGAGGGUUCCACUCUGUGGCUAAGAUUCAACGGUAUAUUCCAAUUUCUAUCCAAAAAGAAAGCUAUGACUGGAAAACUCCUGAGCCAAAACUUUCUAUGAAAUUGCACUAUCCUGUAUCCACAGUCAAACUUUCUAGAAAAACGACAACACUUCCACCGAUAGAGAAACGUAAAAGCAUUAGUGAAGAUGUAGGAAGAAAUACUAUAUCUGCAAAGGAUAUUAAAGACAAUAUGAAUAGAGCUAAUAAGCACCUGAUCAGCUGGAUAUCUGGAACAACUUUAGCAAACCAGUCUUCUUAUCAUGAGUUCUUUGUGCCUCAUAACCCAAAGUAUAAUAAGGUGAGCAAAGAGCAUUAUAUAUCAUCAUCAGUCAAGCUUCUACCUGACCCAAAGAUUAUGAAUAAUUAA